GUUUUUGGAUUGUGAGAAUGUCUCAUUCCCCUCACAAACAACCACAGAACCACAAGUGCGGUGCACGAGAUUUCCCCAGGACGAUAGGAGGGAGCCACUGGGGCGUAAAUGGUUAAUCGGAGUGGGUCAACCCCAGUCACAGAGACCCAACAAGUCAUUUAGGACUUCGAGGGUCACCACGACCUCCAGAAGAGGAGAGAGCCGACGUGUGGCUAUGGCGUCUAACAGUCUUUUCAGCUCGGUGACUCCAUGUCAGCAGAACUUUUUCUGGGACCCGAACACCAGCCGCAGGUUCAGUCCGCCGUCCAGCAGCCUUCAGCCGGUGGCGGGGAAGAUGAGCGAUGUGCAGCAGGAGCCGAACGCGGCGGUGCCGAGACUCCGACAGCACGACAACCGAACCAUGGUGGAAAUCAUCGCGGACCACCCCGCCGAGCUCGUGCGCACGGACAGCCCCAACUUUCUGUGCUCAGUGCUGCCGUCUCACUGGAGGUGCAACAAAACUCUCCCGGUGGCGUUUAAGGUUGUUGCUCUGGGAGAUGUUCCUGACGGGACCGUGGUGACAGUUAUGGCAGGGAAUGACGAGAACUACUCGGCAGAGCUGCGAAACGCCUCAGCUGUCAUGAAGAAUCAGGUGGCGCGUUUCAACGACCUGAGAUUUGUUGGCAGGAGUGGAAGAGGAAAGAGCUUCACGCUGACAAUCACAGUAUUCACAAACCCACCGCAAGUGGCGACUUACCAUCGAGCCAUAAAGGUCACAGUGGACGGACCGCGGGAGCCGCGAAGACACAGACAGAAAAUGGAAGACCCCCCAAAACCGCCGCUGUUCUCCGAGCGCCUGAGCGAGUUAGAGCGUUUACGCCAGACCAGCAUGAGAGUUGCCGUGCAAACCCAGAGUCCCCGGCCGUCUCUCAACGCCACGCCGAACUCCUUCAAUCCACAGGGGCAAACUCAGAUCUCAGAUCCGCGGCAGGCACAAUCCUCUCCGCCCUGGUCCUACGAGCAGCCGUACACUCCAUACCUGAGCCAAAUGACAUCUCCCUCCAUCCACUCCACCACCCCGCUGUCCUCCACCCGCGCCACGGGCCUGCCCACCAUCAGCGACGUGCCAAGACGCCUCUCAGGUGCGUCAGAUCUCAGUCCCUUCUCGGCCGACCCUCGGCAGUUUGAACGUCAGUUUCCCGGUCUGUCCACGCUCACGGAAAGCCGUUUCCCCAGUCCCAGAAUGCACUAUCCUACGACGUUCACGUACACCCCCACUCCGGUCACCUCCGGCAUGUCUCUGGGCAUCUCCACCAACACCCACUACCACACCUACCUGCCUCCCCCGUACCCCGGCUCCACCCAGAACCAGAGCGGGCCCUUCCAGACCAGCAGCACGCCCUAUCUCUACUACGGCGCCUCGUCCGGGUCGUACCAGUUCUCCAUGGUGCCGGGGGGAGACCGCUCCCCUUCCAGGAUGCUUCCGCCUUGCACUAGCGCGUCCACCGGCAGCUCCCUCAUCAACCCAAACCUGCCCAACCAGGCGGACGGGGGCGAAGCGGACGGCAGUCACAGCAGCUCGCCCACCGUGCUCAACUCCAGCGGCAGGAUGGACGAGUCCGUUUGGCGACCCUAUUGAGACGAACCGUCUCAAUAGGCUCAAUAGGGUCCAAUAGAGACCUCAACGCAGCACUGUUAGCCUUAAAGACAGAGUGCGAGAGAUAGUUGCAUUUAGGCAUGAUCGGAUUUGAAGCACAAACUCGUUGGUACUCAUUGUUGAAUGGUUGCAGUGUAUUUUAUGACUACACUGAUGUUGUUUUGAUUUUCUAAUACGGAUGACGAUUUAUGGCAUUAGUCUGAUUCAUCUGACAUUCCACACCGGCUAUCGGUGAUAUAGCAAACGCCGGUCACUGAAUUUAAAAGGAAUAGUUCACUCAAAAAAUUCAAAUGUACUGCCUCAUAUCGUUUUAAAAGGAUUUUUAGUACAACUUUAGAUAAUACACAGCUCUUAAAGAGAUUGUUCACCCAAAAUGUCAAAUUCUGUCAUUAAUUACUGAGAUGAAAUCUGAGAGAUUCCUGUCCCUCUGUUGUCAGCUAUGCAACUACUACUUUGUCGCUUCAAAGAGCUCAUAAAGAGAUUGUAAAACUAAUCCAUAUGAAUUGAGCGGU
This is a messenger RNA of Rhinichthys klamathensis goyatoka, 2148 nucleotides long. It is a transcript of the gene runx2a, whose product is annotated as RUNX family transcription factor 2a. The coding region runs from base 215 to 1618 and encodes 467 amino acids. The transcript has 8 exons. The record is from RefSeq and is a predicted model, not a curated record. Gene Ontology annotation, molecular function: RNA polymerase II cis-regulatory region sequence-specific DNA binding; DNA-binding transcription factor activity, RNA polymerase II-specific; ATP binding. Gene Ontology annotation, biological process: neuron differentiation; regulation of transcription by RNA polymerase II; hemopoiesis. Gene Ontology annotation, cellular component: nucleus. NCBI's taxonomy places the organism in Eukaryota, Metazoa, Chordata, Actinopteri, Cypriniformes, Leuciscidae.